AUGCCGUCUAAACUUUCCAAAUGGUUAUCUUCGUACAAACCAUCCUCGCGUGAAUCAAUGGAUGAAUUAAUUGAAUGGAUGUAUUCAAGUGCUAAAUUAGUGGAUGAUAUAGAAGAAACUUUUGAAAAAUUAGUGUCCACCAGUGUUAUUUCUGAUGUAUGUCAACGAUUGUUUGCAUUUUAUAAAUCAGGUUUACCACCUUUACAAAACUUUGUCAUCCUUUUGUUACCCUCAUUGUUACACACCUACUUAUGUCAUUCGUAUGAAGACAAUACUUCAGUCUUUCAGGCAAAGAAAAGUGUUUCAAGUCAAACAGAAUCAUCACAAUCUUCACUUCUAAUGAGUCUGAGUUUAUUGGAAUCUUGUCUGUUAAGUAUAUGCAAUUGUUAUAUUGCAAAAAAUGGCCCGAUAAAAGGUGAAUUUGAGUGUUUUGGCAGUGAUAUCAACAACUUCCGUCUGCCAUCGCUAAACACACCAUCAGUUUUUCACAAUCCUGUGUCGAUUAGAGAAACAAUUGAAAGAACCGAUGCUAAUGUUAAGUGUGAAAAUGAUAAUCAAAGCCCAUUUCGUUUGUCAGCAAUUAUAUGCCUAAUUCAAAACUACCUUGAAAUGCUGUCAACUCUGGAUUUACAAAAUCCUGUUGUAUCUGUUUUAGCCUUUCACUCUUUAUCAAGAUUUUCAAAAUUUUCUAGUCGUCUAGCCAGCCUAUCAAAGCGUCCGCGUAUUCCAACUUCAUCAAGUUUAUUAAUGAUAUUGUUGAAUUGUUCUGAUCUUAUUUUAUUCAAGCUUGAUAAUCUGGAUAAGUGUUCAACUACUACUACUUCUACUACUACUAGUAGUAGUAAUAGUAGUAGUGGUAAUCGUCCGAUUGAAUUUAUUCGGUCUUCUGUGCUCGACAGUAUUAUAGAGAUAAAUAAUCGUGCUGCGCAUCAUUGUUUCGCUUCAUGUCUACUGGUAUGUCAGUCAUUGUUACACUAUCGUGGUAUUUAUUAUGGUUAUCGUGAUCGAAAGCCUAAGAUAACAGAUGCAUUAUUAACGCAUGACAUUGAAAAUAUACCAGGCUGUCGUAGUGCAGUUAGUGUUUCUGGUCAAGGUGCUCCUCUGAUUACUAUCAACGCUGUUGAAGAUAAAACUUCACAUCCAGAGUAUACUGUUCGACCGAAACUUAGUUCUUCUACAACUACAGAAGUCUUUACAAGUGCUUCAUUUAAACCGAAAGCUGUUUCUGAAGAUAUACCGCCUGUGAAUGAAAGUCAACUGCGUAAAAAUGAAAAAAUGACUGGCUUGCUUAUUGAUACGAAUAUUACCAAUGCUGGUAAUACUAUCAGUAAUAAUGAUAACUUGAAUGAAUCACACUCAAAGAAAACUAAUAAUAAUAGUAAUAAUAAGUCGAAAAUAGGCGUUGA
Trichobilharzia szidati is the source of this 1406-nucleotide messenger RNA. The record is from the annotation of a GenBank genome assembly. NCBI's taxonomy places the organism in Eukaryota, Metazoa, Platyhelminthes, Trematoda, Strigeidida, Schistosomatidae.